Messenger RNA from Penicillium canariense, 2685 nucleotides. RefSeq names its product methionine aminopeptidase. Lineage: Eukaryota; Fungi; Ascomycota; Eurotiomycetes; Eurotiales; Aspergillaceae. Bases 1 to 2685 code for a protein of 894 amino acids. Gene Ontology annotation, biological process: proteolysis; sphingolipid biosynthetic process. Gene Ontology annotation, molecular function: sphingolipid delta-4 desaturase activity; metalloaminopeptidase activity. Gene Ontology annotation, cellular component: membrane. The record is from RefSeq and is a predicted model, not a curated record. The transcript is spliced from 9 exons.
AUGGCAGCUCAGGCGAGUGAGAAGCUGCAGCAGCUGGACCUGAACGGCCAGCCCGGCGCCCAAGCGGACGCCCCGGCAGGCGGCCAGGCGGUCCCCGGUGAAGCCGAGGACGAUUCUGACGAUGACCAAGAAGAAGGUGAUGGCGCUCCGGACGCCGGAGCGACUGGAGCCGCCAAGAAGAAGAAGAAGCGCAAGUCCAAGAAGAAGAAGAAGGGUGGUGCUAAGGUCCAGAGCUCUCCGCCGCGGGUUCCCGUGUCCAAUCUCUUCCCCAACAACCAAUAUCCCGAAGGCGAGAUCGUCGAGUACAAGAACGACAAUGCUUAUCGCACCACCAACGAGGAGAAGCGCUAUCUCGAUCGCAUGAACAAUGAUUUCCUUCAGGAGUACCGCCAGGGUGCCGAGGUUCACCGUCAAGUCCGCCAGUAUGCGCAGAAGAACAUCAAACCAGGCCAGACUCUGACGGAGAUCGCGGAGGGUAUUGAGGAUUCCGUGCGCGCCCUGACUGGCCACUCGGGCCUUGAGGAAGGUGAUAACCUCAAGGGUGGUAUGGGCUUCCCUUGCGGCCUGAGCAUCAACCACUGUGCCGCGCACUACAGCCCUAACGCCGGCAACAAGAUGGUCUUGAACCAGGGAGAUGUGAUGAAGGUUGAUUUCGGUGCGCAUCUCAACGGCCGAAUUGUGGACAGUGCCUUCACCAUGAGCUUCGACCCGGUGUAUGACCCGCUUCUGGAAGCGGUCAAGGAUGCUACCAACACAGGUAUUCGCGAAGCUGGUAUUGAUGUCCGUAUGAGUGAUAUCGGUGCCGCCAUCCAGGAAGCCAUGGAGAGCUACGAGGUUGAGCUGAACGGAACCAUGUACCCCGUCAAGUGCAUCCGUAAUCUGAACGGCCACAACAUUGAACAGCACCGCAUCCACGGUGGCAAGAGCGUGCCUAUUGUCAAGGGUAGUGACCAAACUAAGAUGGAGGAGGGUGAAGUCUUCGCCAUCGAAACCUUCGGCAGCACCGGAAAGGGCUACGUUCGGGAAGAUAUGGAAUGCUCUCAUUACGCCCUUGCUCCUGACGCACCUAAUGUUCCCCUGCGUCUCUCAUCCGCUAAAAACCUGUUGAACGUGAUCCAGAAGAACUUCGGCACUUUGCCUUUCUGCCGACGUUAUCUUGACCGACUAGGCCAGGACAAGUAUCUCCUCGGGUUGAACAACCUGGUCUCCUCAGGUAUUGUUCAGGACUACCCGCCCCUUUGCGACAUCAAGGGCUCCUACACUGCUCAAUUCGAACAUAUCAGCGCCAAGCCACAUUGGACCAUCGAACUCUCCCGUGUCGCCCCACGUGGAGAGUGUCUUCCGCCUUUUCCUGUCCGCUCAUUUCCUCCAUGUCAACACUCCUCGCCAGCAUUGCUCUCGUUAAUCAUGCCUUCGGUCGUUGAAACCGCGUCACCUCAUCUCCGGGUGGCGGCGACCAAGGCGUCGUCCCCCGCGGCCACGGAAGCCCCCUCCGCCAGAAUCUCGCCGCCAGAGACCUCCUCGGUCGAAGACCAUUUCUUUUGGACCUAUACAGAGGAGCCGCACCGGUCUAGGCGGCAGGCAAUUAUCAAGGCUCAUCCGGAGGUCACCAAGCUCUGCGGACCUGAGCCUCUGACGAAAUGGGUCGUCCUCCUCGUCGUGUCUAUUCAACUUACCUGCGCAUACCUUCUCCGCAAUACCUCGAUCCUUGACUGGCGGUUCCUGGCUACUGCAUACGUGGUUGGAGCCACGUCGAAUCAGAACCUGUUCCUCGCUAUCCACGAGAUCUCCCAUAAUCUGGCUUUCCGGUCGCCCUUGGCCAAUCGAAUUCUGGCUAUCUUCGCAAACCUCCCUAUCGGAUUGCCGUACAGUGCUGCCUUCCGGCCAUACCACCUUACCCAUCACAAGUCGCUCGGCGUGACCGGUCUAGACACUGACCUCCCUACCGCGCUGGAAGCCUUUUUCCUCAAUUCUCUUCUGGGCAAGACAUUCUUCUGCACCUUCCAGAUCCUCUUCUACGCCGUGCGGCCCAUGUUCGUCUACAGUCCGCCCUUCACCUCGAUCCACCUGCUCAAUCUCGCCGUGCAACUGAGCUUCGACUAUGCCCUCACCCGGUUCACCGGCUCGCUCCAGCCAUUCUACUACUUCAUCGCCAGCUCCUUCCUGGCCGGUUCUCUUCACCCCUGCGCCGGUCACUUCAUUGCCGAGCACUACUUCUUCUCUAACGUGAAAAGCGGCGGCACCGAGUCCCUCGCCCAACUCAAGCAGAAGCCCGCCACCAAGGUCGACGCUUCGCACCCGCUUAGCGGCCUUGCCCCGCCGGAGACGUACUCCUAUUAUGGCCCGCUGAACAUCCUCACAUACAACGUCGGCCUGCACAACGAGCACCACGACUUCCCUGCUGUUCCCUGGACCCGGCUGCAUAAGCUGCACUCCAUUGCGCGGGAGUUCUACGAACCCCUGCCCUGCCAUCGCAGCUGGGUCUGGGUGAUCUGGACUUUCAUCCUGGACAAGAAUGUUGGCCCGUGGUGCCGUGUGAAGCGCGCUCAGGGCGGACGCGUUGUUGGUGGUGGGAGUACUGGAAAGACAUCCACUGGGCGUGGGGGUGAGGGAAUCUCGGCUGCGUCGGCGGGUCCGGCUGGCGAAGAGGGCGAUGGGUGGAAGGAGAGUGAGAUUCAGUGCUAG